Messenger RNA from Hyaloscypha bicolor E, 1246 nucleotides. RefSeq lists its product as uncharacterized. The transcript is spliced from 2 exons. Lineage: Eukaryota; Fungi; Ascomycota; Leotiomycetes; Helotiales; Hyaloscyphaceae. The record is from RefSeq and is a predicted model, not a curated record. The coding region runs from base 262 to 1143 and encodes 293 amino acids.
GUGCAAACAACUUUCUCAAUACAAACAAUCUUCCUGUUCUCAUGAACUUGCGCUUUUUUGAAGCCUCUUACGGUUCACUUGACGUUUUGGUGUGCCGAAAAACAUAGGAAAGGGGGAGAGAAGUCACCUCGGUGAUAACGCGUCAAAUUGCCGACGCGCCAUCAAAUCUUCCAGAAUCACUCCACGUCGAUUAUCACAGUUCCGUUUUUUUGGGAGUCUGCCCCCAACGACAAGUCCUCGCAGCUCAAUUCAGCGCCCAGCAUGUCUUCGGAGGUAGUGAAGAAGAGGGGAAGGCCCAAGAAGGUCAUUUCGGACCCUGUCGAGGUGGAAAUGUCGGAAGCAACCAAGAAGACGACCACUAGGGCAAAAUCCACGAAAGCUGGGCCAAAGACUCCUGUAGCGAAGGCAUCUACAUCUGCGAAGCCCCCUGUGGUCGAGAAACCAGUGUCCAAACCCAAUGCAAGCAGUCCGGUUGCUCCAAAGGUCGCGUUUAAGCCUUCAGCGGCGGCAGCACAAAAACCUGCACCAACUUCCGCAAAACCCACAGUCAAGACAUCAACGACCCCGGAGACGUCAAAGAUAUUGAACAAACUGCGAGAACAGUAUUCAAAGACUACACCUCCAGCAGCAGAGGCUGUGAAGUUCUCAAAACCGUCCACGCCGUCGAUAGCUUCCAAACCAACUACAGCAAACACAAUACAAACAAAAGCGACUCCUUCGCCAACUACAGCAUCAUCGAGCUCUGCUAAGCCCCCUGCAAAACCAAUCCCAGUUCCAUUCAAGCCGUCAUCUGCGACUGCAAAACCACCGCCACCUCCCCCCACGAAACCUGCCCCGAAACCCCACGUUCCCAUUGCAGCCUUGAACUCGGAAAUCGUGUCGAACAUAUCUACAAGGGCAGGAGCAAGACCGAAUGCGAGCCAGGGGAGUCCGCUACCCAAGAACUACAAAUCAGUUGCGAAUAAGGUCACGAUGGCUAUUGUUGCUAUGCCAAUUGCAAUUGUUACGAGCUGGGUUUUGUAUGAAAGACUGGUAUUAGGAGAAGACAGAAAACACCUUGUGAAACCAGGGAUGGCUAUGGUAGAGACUCCAGCUCCGGCGGAGGGAAAAGGAGAAGGCGCUCCAAGCCCGUCGUCAACAUAAACAACUUGCAAAUGAGUGUGGCGGAAAACUACAUAUUACGAUGAUAUGACGCAAUGUUUAUGGUAAUGCUCUACACAGAAAAUCUCAACAUUUUGAUACCCCG